Molecule: messenger RNA, 1164 nt
Organism: Mauremys mutica (yellowpond turtle)
Lineage: Eukaryota; Metazoa; Chordata; Testudines; Geoemydidae
Gene: IFTAP
Product: intraflagellar transport associated protein
Exons: 8
Coding region: 232-918 (228 amino acids)
Biological process (GO): spermatogenesis; acrosome reaction
Cellular component (GO): cytosol; 9+0 non-motile cilium
Molecular function (GO): intraciliary transport particle A binding
Source: RefSeq, a predicted model, not a curated record
GAGUUGUCAGCGCUGGGGUGGAGGGUGAAGCUGCAGGCUCGUUAGGAAGAAAAAAGCUACAACUACAGACAAAACAGGCUUCCAUUCAGCUUGAGUUCCAUCUUUGUCUCUAUUGUUUACCAGGGACUACACCCUGUUUGGAACUAUACAGCACACAGGACCAUCUAGAGGCUGAAUGAUAUACUGAAUCCUCUUAGCAUAGGUAUGCCUGUUUGACUGCCGUGGUCGUGGAUGAUGGAAAAGCAACCGUCAAACAACAGUAUCCUCGAUCAGUUUAUUAAUAGCCAGGAGCAGACAUAUGAAGAAUUUCUCAGCACGUUCACUUAUCUUUGGAAAGAAGAGGUGAAAAUGAAAAGCCGAGUAUCUGAAAUGGAUUCCAUAGAAAAUACAUUUUCAAUGCUUGAGUUGUCAAACAGAAAUAAACAGAAUGUCUCUCCUGUAAGAAACAAAGAGCCAUCAGUGUCUCUCUCAUCACAGACUGUGGAUGAAGACCAGAUAAUGAUGGGUGAAGGCUGGAAAGUUGGCUGCUCUAACCAAGGUGACCUCAGUCUGGCAAGAAGAGUGAAGGUGGACAAUUUGGAGUUGAAAGAUUUUGACACAGAUGAUGAAUUCGGUCAAGGGACAUAUAGUGCAGGGUCAUUAGUGCUUCCAGGAGAGGUGGAACAGACAGCAACUUGCUAUACACCUUCCUUUGAUCAGCCUACUAAUCUGGAGUUUGGGACCUUGUCAAUUACACAACCAUCAAUCAGCAGAACACAAGAGCUAUGUGGGGAUGAAGUUCAGCUGUUCUCCCUUGAUGAAGAAUUUGACUAUGACAGUGUGCCAUUGACCCCCAAGUUCUCUGAGGCUGAGAUGAAGGCCAUUAUAAACUUGUCUGAACAGAAAAAAGUAAGGAUCGGCCUUAAGUCUGAAGACUGAAGCUGAUGGACCUUGCUGGGCAUUCUCUGUUAUUCAGCUGGAAAAAUAUUUGUAAGGGGAAAAUCCAACUCCCUCUUCUGCAAUCAUAGAGGGCUCUUUUGCAAUGAGAGCCAGCGUGGGUCUGUCAUAGAGCCUGUGGGAUGUUCAUAUACUCCAGUGUCUCUCAAACUUUUGUCCUGGUGACCCCUUUCACACAGCAAGCCUCUGUGUGUGACCCCCCCUUAUACAUUAAAACACUUUUUUAUA